Messenger RNA from Penicillium pulvis, 651 nucleotides. Its product is annotated as NAD(P)-dependent oxidoreductase. The record is from RefSeq and is a predicted model, not a curated record. Lineage: Eukaryota; Fungi; Ascomycota; Eurotiomycetes; Eurotiales; Aspergillaceae. The transcript has a single exon. The coding region runs from base 1 to 651 and encodes 216 amino acids.
AUGCGUAUUCUCGUCAUUGGUGGCAGUGGACAGACUGGUCGUCUCGUCAUCGAUGAAGCGUUGCAGCGCGGCCACAAGAUUACAGCCUUGAUCCGUAAUCCUUCUGCACUUCCGGCUACGGAAGGCCUGAAUAUCGUGAAGGGCACACCAGUGGAACCUUCGGAAAUUGAAAGCGCUUUCAACGCAGUCCACGGCGACCUCCCAACUGCUGUGAUCGUCACGCUUUCAUCCCCGAAAGAAAAGGGGGCUCGAGUCCUAUCUCUCACGCACGAAAACCUCAUCGCUGCUAUGAAAAAGCAUGGAGUCUCCAAAAUUGCGACACUAUCUUCGUUUGGAGUUGGAUCUUCUCUCGCGAAUAUCACUUUCUUGAUGAGAUGGGCAAUCUCCAGCACCAGCCUUCGGUAUCCAUUUGCGGACCACAAUUAUGUCGACGAGAUACUCAAGAAGAGCGACUUAAACUUCGUGCUGUUGAGGCCAGCGCGACUGACCAUGGCGAAAAAAGCGCCCGUUCAGUUCCUUGGCGAUGAUGGGAAGGGACUUGGUAUUUUCGCGGGCCUGGGGGGCAUUUCGCGGGCUAGUGUGGCGGCUUGUCUGGUGGAUGCUGUUGAGAAGAGCACUUGGGAUCGAAGCACUCCUGUGAUAUCGAACUGA